UUUUACUGAAUAAUCUAAAUGUACCAUAGUAUUUUGUCCAAGGUUUCAACCUAUGCAUAUUUAAUUCACAAUUAGAGACAUUUUGUGCACGAUCGUCAGCGCAGUGCCGGUACGGCUUCGCUCGUUCACAUAUAUACAUUUAUAGUUUUAAAGGUACAGGAAAUCAUAGACUUUAAAGAUGAGAGACGUCUAUUUGUACGCGUCGAUCAUCAGUUUGGCAAUAUUUGCCGUGGCAACAACAAUCACCAUCAUUAUCUUGGCUAAUAAACCUCCACGCGUGCAAAUUGCGACUAUGCCCUUCCUGGUACUCUCAAAGAGGUCAACUGGAGAGACUACUAAAAAACCAGAUGGGAUUGAUGACUACAUCUGGUCCUUCUACGUGACGCCACCUGAAGUUUAUCUGGAAAGACAUGGAUUUGAAGACGUACUUUCAUUCAAUUUGGGAAUAAAGAUCCAAAAUUAUAACUCUAAUGGAGUUUCAGUCUCUGUAGUUCAACCGAGAUAUGACGAUUACGAGUCACACAAAUAUCAAUUUGAUCCCUCUAUUAUGGCAUACAGGAUCGAUUUUAAUGGCAGGCCAAUCAUGUCGUUCUCACCUCAAAGAAUCUCCUCAUUUACAGUGUUUUGGGAGGAUGCGAAGAUACCAAAGUUGGUUGAAAUAAAUGGCGAAUUUUACUCUAUAAAUGGAAAAAAGUGCAUUAAUAAUGAAUGUUGCGAAGAUUUAGAGAAUUUGAGAACUAACGAGGUACAAAAUGCAGUAGCAGAUAGGAGUGCAACAAAAAAAUGAUCUCAAGAUAAAAUUUUAAGCAUUGUCUAAAGGGUUUAUACAAGGCAGGGGAGAAUCAUGCAUCUUCAUAGUUUGACACUUUUAGAGGAACCUAGUUCACAAGAAAUCAGUGUAUUAGGAAGACAGAGCAUAUAGCUCAAUGCAAGAUACUCUUAAGCUACAAAUUUAUAGAGGAUGCAUCUCCUAAAACCCGAAACUUUUUAGGGAUUCCGCCUGCCUGGAAUCCCUGGUACUCGUAUAUUUUUAAAAGAUGAAUCAAACGUUUUGCUGACGUAGCGGAUCCAGCAUCCUUGCGAUGCCAAGAGUUACCUAUAACAACCCUAUCCCCUACC
Theileria equi strain WA is the source of this 1119-nucleotide messenger RNA. RefSeq lists its product as hypothetical. The coding region runs from base 179 to 787 and encodes 202 amino acids. The transcript has a single exon. NCBI's taxonomy places the organism in Eukaryota, Apicomplexa, Aconoidasida, Piroplasmida, Theileriidae. The record is from RefSeq and is a predicted model, not a curated record.